UAACCAUUUUUAAUGUAGUUUUUAUGUGUUAUACCUUUUUAGCACCUUAUUUUAAUAUAAUUUAAAUAGAAUUUUAAUGUAAUUUUAAUACAUUCUUUUAAAUGUAAUUUUUAAUGUUUACUUAUUUUAGUCCCCAGAGUGAAACUAAAUGAACACCUUUAUAAUAAAAUAACGCUUUAUAUUUUGCCAAACAUAUUUUUUGAAGUGUCAUUUUGUCUUUCAUAUUUGAAUGGAAUUCCAUCCAUCCAUUUUCUUUACCGCUUAACCUCACUAGGGUUGUGAAUAAAUGGAAUGGAUAAAUGUUCAAUUGGUUCUUCAUAAUGUUAUAUUACAGACACAGUAUACAACAAAUUGAUGGAUAGCUAUUUUUGAAUUCAGAAGUCAAGGAUAAUAUAAUGCCGUGAAAAAGUAUUAUCCCCCGUUUGGCUCAACUUCUUAUAUUUUUGCAUCAUCCAUCCAACCAUCCAUUUUCAACACCGCUUAUCCUGGUUAGGGUCGCGGGACGCUGGGGCCUAUCCCUGCUGACUUCGGGCGAAAGGCGGACUACACCCUGAACUGGUCGCCAGUCAGUCGCAGGGCACAUAUAGACACGGACAACCAUUCACACUCACAUUCACAGUGUCACUGAGUGGGAACUGAACCCACGCUGCCCCCACCAAAGUUAGGCGAAUGUACCACGACACCAUCAGUGACCAGACAAAUACAACCCAACGUAAAAUUCUGUUUUAAAUGGUGAUUUCAUUGAGAAGAAGAAAAAAUUAAGUUACCUGGCCCGGUGUGAAAAAGUAAUUACCCGCUUUGUUAAAUCAUAAGGCGGCACGGUGGCCGACUGGUUAGAGCGUCAGCCUCACAGUUCUGAGGACUUUGUGGAGUUUGCAUGUUCUCCCCGUGUCUGCGUGGGUUUUCUCCGGGCACUCCGCUUUCCUCCCGCAUCCCAAAAACAUGCAUUAAUUGGUGACUCUAAAUUGCCCGUAGUGCGAAUGGUUGAUUGUUUGUAUGUGCCCUGCGAUUGGCUGGCAACCAGUUCAAGGUGUACCCCGCCUCCUGCCCGAUGAUAGCUGGGAUAAGCUCCAGCACGCCGGCGACCCUAGUGAGGAGAAGCGGCUCAGAAAAUGGAUGGAUGGAUAGAGGGUUAAGUCAUGAGUUAAUUGUGGCUAAUCACAAUUUUGGGUUAAUUUUCACUGAUCACACCCAAGCCUGAUUACCUCCAGACUUGUUCAAUCAAGAAAUCACUUAGACAGAAUCUGUCCCGACAAAAUCAAGUCCGACAAAAGCUAAAAAAGCUGCAACAAAAUGACACGAUUCAAAGAAAUUCCAGAACAGUUGGCAUCUAUCAGACUGGCCAUUUCUAAAGCUUUAGGAUUCCAGCGAACCAUAGGUAGAGCCAUUAUCCUCACAUGGAGAAAACAUGGAACAGUGGUGAACCUUCCCAGGAGCGGCCGGUCGACAAAGAUUACCCCAAGACAACAGCAAUGACACAUGCAGGAAUUCCCAAAGGAACUCAGGACUGCAGGCCUCUCUCGCUUCGGUUAAGGGUGGAAGGUCGUUGGAGGAAAAAAGUAGAAUGUCACGAUGUGAAAACAGGAUGUGCAGGUAACAGGCGAGCAGAAGCUGCAGCAACGUCUCAAGGUGGCGUGUGGGAAGCAGGAAUGGCUUGGGUGUGUGUGCUCGCUGUAUUGCUCUCUGCGGCCGUCACACGUGGCCAUAAGGGGCCCCCCGACAUCUACCAUGUCAGUGCGGGCCACCUCCUGCUGCUGAAGUGUCCCAUCACCGGCGCACAUGGCAAUGUCACGUGGAGCCGAGAGGGCUCGUCGGCGGGGGCAAAGGUUUCUCUGCCCCCGGGUGUGGAAGUCAGGGAUGGGUUUCUGUGCUUCCUGCCCAUGCAGACAUCCCAUAAUGGCACCUACAGCUGCGAGAGUGCCGUGGUGCAAAGCGGAACCGUCAAGAUGGACUUUAGAGUGUCGGUGUCCACUGGACUUUGUCCUCCCGUGGCCGAAGUGAGGAGGGUCCCCCUGGGGGUCACCCAAAGCCUUCCCUGCAAGCUGGACCAUGUCUUACGACUCAACAACAUGAGUAACGUACGAUGGCUGAAGGACUGCCACCCAGUGGAGCGCGAAGGCGCGCCCAUCAGCGUGCACGACAGCGGCCUCAUGAGGCUGCGCAAGGCCACGCAGGACGACGCCGGCACCUACACCUGCCUGGUGAACGUCAGCCUCGAAGGCAGAAUGUACACGUCAGCACGUAGCAUCCAGCUGCACAUCAGCGACAUGUUGGCACAGACAGUUCUUAGUGAGCCGGAGGUGAUCCAGCAACAAGAACAGACGCUCGCCGUGGAUAUGGGUGCGCGGGUGGAGCUGAAGUGCUUGGCCUUCAUGGGCUUCAGCCAGGAUGAAGAGACGUUCAUGUUCUGGGUUGUGAACGGCAGUUUUGCCGACGAUGACCCGGAGCUCCAGGAGUCCUUCCACAUCACUGCAAACCAAGACCGCAUGUUCGGCGAGUCUACACUGACUAUCUCUAGAGUUCUACCUCGCUUCCUCAACGUGUCCAUUCGCUGUCGGGUCCAGAGCCCUCUUGUGGUGAAAGACUGCCUUGUGCAACUCAGAGAAGCCAAUCACAGCUGGUUCCACGCUGGCGUGGCUGUGGGCUUGGCCACGUCGCUUCUUCUUCUUCUGGUGUUCCUGUUGGUCUUCUUCAAGGCGGAAGUAGUGUUGGCGUACAGAAAGCUGCGUGGCUAUUUUGUGAUGCCACAAGAUGCAGACUGGGUCCCGUACGACGCCUUGGUGAGCGUGGUGCACGCUGCGGGCUCUGAGACGAGCCCGAGUGUCGCAUCUGACUUCGCCCUGCAGCUGCUGCCCAGCCGGCUGGAGGAGCGUCAUGGCUACCGCCUCUUCAUCACGGGCCGAGACGACAGCCCGGGAGAAGCAACACACGACGCCAUGGCAGCCACCAUGCAGAGAUGCCGCCGGCUGAUCAUCAUAUUGGCGAAGAAGGAGGAGGAAGAGGAGAAGGAGGCAAGCGAGUGGCGGCCCUUCAGCCAUGAGGAUCGACAGCUGAGCUACGAGCAGAAGCUGGGCCUGCAUGAGGCUUUGACGCACAACACACCUUCAGUCAUCCUUCUGGAAAUAGACGGUCCGCCGGAUUACAGUCGCCUACCGCAGUCUCUGGGCUUCAUCAAGAGGAGACAGGGGGCGCUCACGUGGAGGAAACACAAGCCAAACAGAGUCUUCUGGAAGAAGCUCAGAUGCCUCAUGCCCGCCGUGCCAGCCACGAGACAAUCCAGACUGCAUCAAGACCACAUUUUGUGAAUGCACACAUUGAGAAAAGCUGUGUUGGGGAUCACUCCCUAUCAAAUACAGUACAUAGUGCCCUACAGUCAAGGGCGUUGAAUUGGGGGGCAAAGAUGAACAGUUGUGCUGGAGCCCCAUUUUUUUCCCCUUUGAUUUAAAUAUUUUAGUGAUAAAAAACGGCGUCAUGAGUGUUAAAAUAUUUUUGCGUAAGAUUGCGUUUAAACUUGGAACGGUACUUACAUUUGGAAAAGCACGGAGAUGCAGAGUUGAAAGGAGUUAUGGCAUACUUACAUGACUUCAUAGCGUCACUCGACUCUUUGUGACUGACUGGCUCCAAGUCAGCCUUUGAUCAUUCACAGGCUCCAAAUUAAAAUUGGCAAUUUGUCGCAAUAUUUUUUGUUGUCAUAGUGUUAACACGAUCGGAAACAUUCUCCUCGUUGCUUUUCAUUUUUCCCCCAGUAGCAGACGCUCUCGUACAAUGCAGAUGCUUUUCUGCUCGCUUCGCUUGUUUACAUUUUUCUUGCUGAUAAGCUUGUUUUUCUUUUUCCAAAGAAAUUAGAACCAGCGACUCCUGGAUAUUUUUAAAGCUGUGGGACUGUAUUUAUUUGUUUAGUUUUUUUUUUUUUUUUGAAGAUAGUCAAUUUUUGCCAUAUUCCAAUAUUUUUGGAUACCCCCUUACCAUUAUGUGAGUGUGGCUUGCUAAUUAGCACAAGUCUUCUAUUCACAACGAGACCAGCAACAAGAUGCCUCCCUUUUCCACUGAAGACUAUCACAAACUGCUACAGAAGAUGGCGGUCCUGGAAAUGAAAAUCCACCAUCUUGAAGUGUCUGUGGAUUCGCCAGUUGGGCAAUGAUACCACUCUACCGAUGUCUCAAAAUGGUGAGCAGAAGCAUGCUAACAGACAGCCACUUAGCUCUACAAAGAGGAUGGAUGUGGACUGUGGAAACGGUAAUAGAUCACCCAGCAGCUCUUCCUGGAAUUAACUAAACAUAUGGAACAUCUAAAAGGGAGGGAAGAACACCAGCAGAUUACAGAGGAAUCGGGCUGACCUGCAUUGUGUGCUGCUUCAACCGCAAGAGAGCGGCUGUAUACGGUCGCAACAUCAAAGGGCAAGAAAACAGGACGCAAGUCAAUGCAAAACAUUGACAUCAGACUUACAAAUAGAUUUGAGCCACUUGAGCCGGACCAGCUCGCUCCAGUCUUCACUCAGAUCUUCAAUAGAUCUCUGGAACUGUGUGAAGUACCAUCGUGUUUCAAAUGCUCGACCAUCAUCUCGGUCCCCAAGAAACCUGCAAUCUCGGGUCUGAAUGACUACAGGCCUGUCGCCCUGACAUCUGUGGUCAUGAAGUCCUUUGAAUGCCUCGUGCUGGACCACCUCUAGAGCAUCAGAGGUCCCCUGCUGGACCCCCUGCAGUUUGCCUACCGAGCAAACAGGUCUGCGGAUGACACAGUCAACAUGGGAGUGCACUUCAUCCUAGAACACCUCGACAGCGCGGGGACCUACGCGAGGAUCCUGUUCAUGGACUUCAGCUCUGCUUUCAACACCGUCAUCCCCAAACUCCUCUCCUCCAAGCUUCUCUCGCUCAGCAUCUCGCCUGCCAUCUGCCACUGGAUUUACAGCUUCCUGACGGGGUGCAGAUGGAGUCACCCAAAAAAAUCGGAGGAACGAAUGAGGAAUAAUAUGAGGCAGCACUUUCAAUCUCCCACACCCCUCCCUGCCCAAUUGGAGCAAAGCCCAACACAAAACUCACUCUCUACAAACCAAAAUGCCCUGUUAGAUGUGAUGGACAGGAUGAAGGCUAUUGUCAUUAUUGGAAUCCAACGCACACCACACCAAGAUCUUCCUCCCCCCCCCCCCCCCCCUCUCCUGAAACCAACGUCCGCUAAGAUGUGAAGGGCCUCUCCUCCACCCAUGAAUAAUAUUAUCUCCAAAUCUGACUGAUAUGUGCGGGGUCUUUUCCAGAAUCAGUCAGACCCCUAUGGAGAUCAGGCGUUUUUGAUCCCUGUAAUUACAAGGGACAGAAAGUUGGUCAAAGAAAUAUGGCACAAAAAAAGUAGAACUAGAAACUUAGUGAGGAUAAAAUGUGAAUCUAUCAAACCAUUGUCUCCAGUUUGCUCUCUUUUCAAUAUCAGGUCACUGAGUAAUAAAUAAAUGUUGUUUAAUAACAUCAUUACAACCUAUGAUCUAGAGCUUUGGUACUGACUGAAACGUGGUUCACAGAAAGUAGCUGUUAUACCAGUUUAAAUGAGGCAACACAAGCAAAUUUUUAUUUUAUGUUGAAUAAGGAAACAAGGCGGUGGAAUUGCUGGUAUUUUUAAGUCAUUAUUUAAGUGUAAAGAAAUUAUACUGGGUGAUUUUUGUCAUGGCUGUGUGUUCCGUUUGUUGUCUUCCCCCUGUCUCGUACACAACUGCUCCUGAGAGCAUCUUCACCACCUGUGCCUCGUUCACCCUAAUUACCCCUGGCAUUUAACCUCGUGUCUCAUUCUUUCUAGUCGCCAUUUCGUUGUACCUUGUCGUCGCGUUCCAGCAUUCCUUGUUUCCACGUCACAGACUCACAGUAAGACUAGACCCUGUUCCGAUUAUCGACCUCGCCUUUUUGCCUCACGUUUUUGGAUACUGUUCCCUUUUUUUUUUAAUUGCCUGCGUGUGUACCGACUUCUGCCCGUAUAUUAAACGUCUCUUUUUGAAACUGUC
Phyllopteryx taeniolatus (common seadragon) is the source of this 5983-nucleotide messenger RNA. RefSeq names its product interleukin-1 receptor type 1 (gene il1rl2). The transcript has 13 exons. The coding region runs from base 1398 to 3305 and encodes 635 amino acids. Lineage: Eukaryota; Metazoa; Chordata; Actinopteri; Syngnathiformes; Syngnathidae. The record is from RefSeq and is a predicted model, not a curated record. Gene Ontology annotation, biological process: signal transduction.